Messenger RNA from Arthroderma uncinatum, 792 nucleotides. RefSeq names its product EAP30 family protein Dot2. The record is from RefSeq and is a predicted model, not a curated record. The transcript is spliced from 2 exons. Gene Ontology annotation, biological process: protein transport to vacuole involved in ubiquitin-dependent protein catabolic process via the multivesicular body sorting pathway. Gene Ontology annotation, cellular component: ESCRT II complex. Lineage: Eukaryota; Fungi; Ascomycota; Eurotiomycetes; Onygenales; Arthrodermataceae. The coding region runs from base 1 to 792 and encodes 263 amino acids.
AUGUCGUCUCGUCGUGGCCGCGGUGUCGGGCUUGGGGCAUUCGUAAACAGGACUCAGGCCUCGCAGUCUUACGCUACCCAUGGAGCCAACCUGCGGUCGACCCAUGCGAGCUCUCUCCAGACUCAACUGUCUGUCUUCCAGUCUUUACUCCAUACGUUUGCCCUCGAGCAUGCAGAAACGAUCAAGUCUAACCCGACCUUCCGUGCCGAGUUUGCGCGCAUGUGCCAUGCCAUAGGAGUUGAUCCACUUGCCGCAAGUAACAUCAAGGGGAAGGGAAAGAAAGGGCUUGGGGAGGGAGGUAGCUUUUGGACACAGAUUCUUGGCGGGGAUGUGAAUGACUUCUACUUUGAGGUUGCAGUACGGGUGGUUGAGCUGUGCAGAGAGACUAGGGCAGAGAACGGUGGAUUGAUAAGCGUGGAAACAUGCCGGAGAAUAGUGGGAACAGGAAAGGCCAUUGGAGGUGGAUUAGAGGUCUCAGAAGAUGACAUCCUUCGAGCCGUCGAGUCUUUAGCGCCACUUGGAUCUGGCUUUACGAUCGUGAAAGUUGGUAGUAAGAAAUACGUCCGCUCGGUUCCAAAGGAGCUCAACACAGACCAAGCCACCGUUCUUGAGGUUAUCCAGCUGUUAGGCUUUGUGACUGUCUCUAUGCUACAGUUGAAUCUUAAAUGGGAGAAGGCGAGAUCGAAAACGGUCAUUGAUGAUCUACUCGCAGAUGGACUUGUGUGGGUGGACUAUCAAUGCGCAGAGGAGGAAUACUGGUCGCCUCAAUAUCUACAGAGUGAUAGUGGGUGA